AUGUGGCUUGAGAAGGGUGAGUGGGAUAGAGCUAGACAGGUGUUUGAUGAAAUGCUUGAGAGAGAGGUGGAGCCAACUGCCGUGACUUAUAAUUGUCAAAUUGGGUUUUUGUGUAAAAGAGGUAAUAUCGAGAAGGCUAAAAUCUUCUUUGAAGAUAUGGUGAAAAGGGGGAAGAAACCGAAUGCUGUGACAUAUGCUUUAUUGAUGGAAGGUUUAUGUUAUGUGGGUAAGUACAAUUCUGUGAAGAAACUGAUGUUUGAUAUGGAGUAUCGAGGAUGUAAAGCUCAACUUGUAAAUUUUGGUGUGUUAAUGAGUGAUCUUCCAAGGAGAGGACCGAUUGACGAAGCUAGAGGUUUGCUUGUUGAGAUGAAGAAAGACGGGUAA
Messenger RNA from Fraxinus pennsylvanica, 384 nucleotides. The record is from the annotation of a GenBank genome assembly. NCBI's taxonomy places the organism in Eukaryota, Viridiplantae, Streptophyta, Magnoliopsida, Lamiales, Oleaceae.